This is a messenger RNA of Lindgomyces ingoldianus, 1068 nucleotides long. RefSeq lists its product as uncharacterized. Bases 44 to 1042 code for a protein of 332 amino acids. Lineage: Eukaryota; Fungi; Ascomycota; Dothideomycetes; Pleosporales; Lindgomycetaceae. The record is from RefSeq and is a predicted model, not a curated record. The transcript has 5 exons.
AUCAAGAAUACCAAGUCCUCGCUAUCAUUAAGCUCUCAGACGUAUGAUUCCCCUGCGCCGACGGGCGUUCGCUUUGUCGAUCGCGAUCGUCUUCUUCCUCCUUAUGAUUCAUCUCAAUUUCCGACCCUUCACUGCUUAUAGGAUACACGCCAUUUUCAACGGCACUCAGCAUGCAGAGGAGUUGUUUCAAAAUCGGACGGAUUCCCCUGCGAAAACUCCCAGCUCUAAAAUUCUGCCCGACUCUGUCGCCACCAAAACCACCGCGGACAUCGCCCUGGAGACCUCCCCAGCAAUCACCCCGGACAAGAUUCUCGUAGUUGCGAAAUUAAAAUCCGAGGACACGAAUUGGGUGUCUGAAAACUUCCCCGAUUGGCAGAAUGCCAUCUACACUGUCGAUGACCCCGACGCGACCCUUCACACAAGCAUGAAUAAAGGCCGUGAAGCCAGCGCCUACCUUACUUACAUCAUCGAGAAUUAUUCUAAUCUCCCAUCUACCAUUGUAUUCCUACACAGUCAUCGAAACCACGACCAUGGAUCCCGCGAUGUCGAAGAUCUAAACUUCGAUAACGUCGCCACCAUCAAAGCCCUGCAUAUUGAUUUCAUCCAGAAAACCGGCUAUGCAAACCUCCGAUGUAUUCUAAAUCCAGGAUGUCCAGCGGAAAUUCAGCCGUUCCGACCCGAUGAGGAAUUGAGUCCGCUAAAGCCACAGGAACGCGCUAUGGUGGAUGCGUGGGCUGAACUCUUCGGAAACGACAAUGUGCCCCAGGUUCUUGCUGCACCUUGCUGCGCGCAAUUUGCCGUUUCAAGAGAACAAGUAUUAAAGAGGCCGAAGGAAGAAUAUGAAAGGUUUUUGAAGUGGUUGCUAGAUACCCCCCUCAAUGACUAUACUUCUGGUAGGGUGUUUGAGUACCUUUGGCAUGUUAUUUUUGGGAGAGAGAGUGUUUUCUGUCCAGAUAUGGAGCAAUGUUAUCGGGAUUUGUAUGGGACUUCUCCACCUCCUUUGAAUAAGGGAAAUAUUAGUUCAAGUAGCAGUGUACCAUAAGAUAAAUAUAGAUAGAUAUAUUUCCC